CCGGCGGGGCGGAGGAGCGACGGGAGCAGCCGCUGGAUCCGGCCCUGCUGGACCUGCUCGUCUGCCCGCUCUCCAGGAAGCCGCUCAGGUACGAGGAGUCAAGCCAGGAGCUGGUGAACGAGGAGCUGGGGAUCGCCUACCCCGUCGUGGACGGCGUGCCCAACCUCAUCCCGCAGGCCGCCAGGACGGUGGCGCGCCCGUAGCCCGCCCAGCAUGGCGCUGUCGUUGCCCACCCUGACGGUGCUGGUGCCCCUGGUCUCCCUGGCGGGCCUGCUGUGGUCCGCCCGGCUGGACCCGGCCUUCCCCCGCAGCUGUACCAGUGCCACCAGCCUCUGUUUCUACAGCCUGCUGCUACCGCUCACCGGGCCCGUCUUCGUCUUCUUCCACCUCUGGGCCUGGAUGGGCAUCAAGCUCUUCCGCCACAACUAGCGCCCGCCUGCCCGCGGGGCGUCCACGCUGUUCCCCCCCCGACCCGGGGGAGGUAGGCCCAAGUUUCGGUGUCCCGCUUACAGACCGCCUGACGCCUCCUCCCUCCCGUGGAGACAUCACGAUGACGGGCACCGGACCCCUGUCUGUCAGUAAAUCAUCUUUCUGGAGCGCUUACUGCGUGCACAGCACUGUAAUAAGCGCUUGGGAGGACGACGGAACACAGUCGAUGGGGGAAGCGGAGUGGAAAGAGUUGGACCUGGGAAUCAGAGGCCCUGGGUUCUAAUCCCAGAUCCACCACUCGCCCGCUGCGUGACCUUGGACAAGUCACUUCCCUUCCUCCGGGCCUCUUUCCUCAACUGGGGAUUCAGCACCUGUUCUCCCGCCUGCUUGACCGUGAGCCCCACGUGGGACGGGGACCGCGACCCACCGGAUGAUCCCGCAUCUAGUGCUUACGACAGUGCUUAACGCAGAGCAGGGGCUUAAUAAAUGCCAUUCAAUAAAAAAUAGUCAUAAUGGGGCGUUAAAUGGCUAAUGGAAUGAGCCGUGCUGAAUCACCUUGCAAGCUACAGCAACGUAAACGCUCGCUGACCGGAUGUGAUACGAAAAUGAAAAAAUCUGAAAUAAAACAGGAAGCUGAUGGAAUCA
Tachyglossus aculeatus (Australian echidna) is the source of this 1074-nucleotide messenger RNA. It is a transcript of the gene PIGY, whose product is annotated as phosphatidylinositol glycan anchor biosynthesis class Y. The record is from RefSeq and is a predicted model, not a curated record. Bases 214 to 429 code for a protein of 71 amino acids. NCBI's taxonomy places the organism in Eukaryota, Metazoa, Chordata, Mammalia, Monotremata, Tachyglossidae. The transcript is spliced from 2 exons.